UAACAUUUCCAGUGAUUUUUGUCUAACAAUAGCAUUCAUGAAAAGAACAAAACCACACUCCAUAAUAAACUAUGAAAUAGUCUGAAGAAAAAUAAAGUUCUCGGAUAUCUACUAUAAGGUUAUCAAAAAUAUUGACCUAUUGUAAAAAGUAUUGAUAACAUCAUUCAAUAAUUGUUUAUGUUUUUUCCGUAGAGUGAGUUUAGAUAUUUGCGAAACAGUGUAUAUUAUUCAAGCAGAAUGAAGUCGGGUACGUUUGGGUACCUGAUUUUACUUUUAGUGGUAGUGGGGCAGAUUAGGGAGAACGAAUGCAGGGGACGCAGAAGGCCUUCACCUUCCAGAAGGCCAACACCGUCACCAUAUCGGCCGUUUCCAACACAUAGACCAACAUACAGACCAUUCCCCACCCAUGCUCCAACAUAUAGGCCAUUCCCAACACAUGCACCAACCUACAGGCCAUUCCCCACUCAUGCUCCAACACAUAGGCCAUUUCCCACACAUGCUUCAACAUAUAGACCAUUCCCGACACACGGUCCAACAUAUAGGCCAUUCCCUACACAUGCUCCAACACACAGACCUUUUCCUACUUUUGCACCAACAUACAGAACAUAUCCAACCCCAGCAGUAACAUAUAGGACUUACCCAACCAAAGCAACAACAUAUAGGACUCACCCAACCCGAACAACAACAUAUAGGACUCAUCCAACCCGAGCGCCAACAUAUAGGCCUCACCCAACCCGAACAACAACAUAUAGGCCUUACCCAGACCAAGCACCAACAUAUAGGACUUACCCAACCAAAACGACAACACAUAGGACUCGCCCAACAAAAACAACAACAUCCAGUCCUUAUCGAACCAAAUCGCCGACAAUCAAAUAUCCAUCGAAUACAUAUAAACCAUCUACUACUCACAUACCUUAUCCCACCCAAAGGACAACAUAUAAACCUUUCCCUACACAUUCCUCUACAUAUAGGCCUUCUCCUACUCAUAGACCUUCCUCUACACAUUAUCCAACAAUGAGGACAACAAGACAUACUACCCCAUAUCCAACUCAGAGAUAUCCCACAGGGCCACAUCCAACAUACCCAGGGUACACGAAUGAAGGUAUCUACACUCCAAAACACUAUCAACCUUCAUACCGCAUUCCUGUACGUGUACCGUCUGCCGGUGGCACUAAAAUCAAAGUGUACAACAUCAACAACUACCACUCUCCAAGCUAUUGGGCUCCUCCUACCUAUCCCGUUUAUCACUACACCCACAGAGAUACGGGUAGUACAGCUCUAGGCUUUCAUAUAGGUUACAACCUAAGAAGAAUCUCUCAUCCAACCUACUACCACCAUCAACAUAGCUUCUACGACGGUUACAGCCCAAGAUACGAUCACUACACAGUCCAUCAUUACUACCAUAAUAGAGAGAGUAUUCCAAGACAGCAAACAGUAACAACAAAAGUUAUAAUACAAUGUGGUGAUAGCUCCCAAAUAUGUCCAGCUAACACAACUUCACUUUGUACUGCAAGUGGCCAAAUUAUGUGUGUUGUAAUUGCUUCCAACACAGUUCCUUGUGCAGACCAACCCAACAUGAGAUGUGUAAAGAGCACAAUACCUUGCGAGAACAACGAAGCUCCUGAAUGUAAAGGUAUCGCGAAAGGACAGACAACAACAGUUAGCAUUCCUUGUAUUUCUAACACAACAAUUGAAGGAAAUGUGACAACAGUUAACAACACAAUUGUUUCGAAUGAUCCACAGAAUAAUACUACGAGGGUGUUAGCUACUGAAACAACCACUCCUCAGAUUUUGACAACACAAAGCACAAUUGGAGAUCUUGGUAACAGAAGAAGAAAACGUGAAGCACCACUAGAGUUUUGCGUUACUGUUAUAGCACAACCUAGUAAGAGAGCUUUAACUGAAGGAGAGCAAGUAUUCAAUGAGAUUGCUAGCAUAUUUGAUAAGUUUUUCACAACUGCUUUUGGAAUGGACAAGCAACUUCAAAAGCCACCUACAUCAGUGAAAGAUGAAAACUACAUACCUAAAUUUGGAGGCUGAAACCUCCUCGUUGCA
Messenger RNA from Harmonia axyridis, 2055 nucleotides. RefSeq names its product adhesive plaque matrix protein-like. Bases 238 to 2040 code for a protein of 600 amino acids. Lineage: Eukaryota; Metazoa; Arthropoda; Insecta; Coleoptera; Coccinellidae. The record is from RefSeq and is a predicted model, not a curated record. The transcript is spliced from 3 exons.